Molecule: messenger RNA, 1157 nt
Organism: Manacus vitellinus (golden-collared manakin)
Lineage: Eukaryota; Metazoa; Chordata; Aves; Passeriformes; Pipridae
Gene: CUNH10orf88
Product: chromosome unknown C10orf88 homolog
Exons: 6
Coding region: 1-963 (320 amino acids)
Source: RefSeq, a predicted model, not a curated record
AUGGAGGUGUACGUGGGAGGGAGUACUCGGAACCGGCGGAGGCAAGAGCCGCGCCACCGCCGCGACACGGGUGAACCUGAAGAGGUUACUUUAUACCACAAGUACCAUAAGUUUGAAUGCCCUGCACCCUCCUGUAGAAUUAAGCUGCUCUCCUUUGGCUCAAGCAUAGAUCUAGACAGAGUGCAAACUAUAAUGGAAUCUAUGGGAUCUAAGUUGUCUCCAGGUGCUCAGCAGCUCAUGGACAUGGUCCGAUGUCAGCAGAAGAACAGUUUACCUCUUGGAGACAAACUUAGUUGGAUCUUGGGGAAAAAUUCCAGCUUUGGAGGUGACCAUGCAAUAGAUGGAUUGCGCAGUGCAGCUGUUCAGUCAUCACCAAGUCACUCAGCCAGUGAACCUUUGCCUGUUAAAAAUCAUUUAACAAGUGAAACAGUGUAUAAAGACUUAAAAAUAAGUCGUGAUCUGAACACAGAGGUACCUGAGAGAGGGAGUACUUUUGACUCUGAAAGACUUGCUGCCCAGCAAAAUGCAGUUGACCUCAGAAAUGAUUUGAAAGUCAUGGGAUCUUUGCAUGUGCAGGAACAAGGGAGUGAAACCCCAAAUGUAGCCAACCCACAGGUGCUUCUUCCUUUCCUUCAAAACUUAUGCAGUCAGGUGAGUCACCUCCGGCUAAAAGAUGGAGAGAGGCAGCUCAGGAAAAGCUCAGUGGCUAAAGAGGAAGGCAUUCAGUGUGUUGGAGUGGAACAACAGCCUAUUUGCUCCUAUUUGGAAAAGAUCAUCUCCAAAAAUAUGGAUCUGAUGGAGAAAAAGCUAAUGGACUACAUUGAUCAGCAAAUCCAGGGUCUUCAGGCACACAUAGACAAUAAAAUGGUUCUCUUGAUGGACUUGGUUCAGAACUCAAAGCCAAACAAAAUUUCACAAGCACACUAUGAUUCUAAUGAAGGGUUUUCCAAUGGAGAGAGAUGAACAGAGAUGGAGGAUUUCAGUGUAAAUAUUUUAAGGGCAAUUACACUUUACAAAGCUUAGUAUUUAUGGAUUGACAGCUGUAAGGAACCUCAGUGUUGUUAACUUGCAUUUUGUUACUGUAAUUCUACCCACUGUUGUACACAGUUGUUAGUUUUAUGAAAGAUCUUAAGAAUGUGUGGGUUUUUUUCCUAAAU